Molecule: messenger RNA, 4562 nt
Organism: Rattus norvegicus (Norway rat)
Lineage: Eukaryota; Metazoa; Chordata; Mammalia; Rodentia; Muridae
Source: RefSeq, a predicted model, not a curated record
UUUUAAAAUGAUUCUUUUUUUUUUGGUUCUUUUUUUUUCAGAGAUGGGGACCGAACCCAGGGCCUUGGGCUUCCUAGGCAAGCGCUCUACCACUGAGCUAAAUCCCCAACCCUAUACUUGGUUUUCAAAGGAAAGCAGUCUGGGGUGGUAAGGCUCAACCACACAGGCCAGGCUAGUGUUUCCUUGUUAUGCUAAUCUCCCUGGUGGACAGGCAUGGCACUAAAGUUCUCAGAAUUUCCAUCCUCACUCCCACUCUUUCUUCCUUCCCACCCUUGUCCCUUUGCUUGUCUCCGGAAGACUUAGUACAUACACAACAUCCAAUCAUUUGACAAACAAGUGAGAAAUAAGACAUUUCUCAAAGGCCCAAGGUGGGGGUGGGGAGAAGCUAAUUUCUGAUCUAUUUGAGUAGGAGAGAGCAGACACACCCCGGGACUCGAUGACCUUGAACUGAAUCUGUGACUUUUGAGAGUGCUGGGGGCUUAGGCUGAGAGUGUGAGGCAGGGGAGUUGUUUCCAGGCCACCAAACAGUUAAUGGGCCUCUCGGGAAUGAGCAUUGAGAGAUAAAAAUAAGAAUAAUUCGUUCAGGAUAAAAUAAGGCUUCCUACUCGAGGAGAGGUCGAAGACAAGAAGCACGUGGCAAGGCUGCUGAAUGGCACCCUGAAUAGCAGCAGUGUGGACCGGUACCAGCUGGCUUCUGUAAGAGAUUUCUUGAGCCAUACUCAGAGGCAGCCCAAGACUGACGAUGAGAGCAGCAGGCAGAUGGGGGCAGGAGACAGAUGGGGUCCAGAGGGUGGUCCUGAGGACGGGAGAGGCACAGUGGGGCCACGGAAGCCUGACGGACUCCUCUGUCCAGCAGCACAGAUGCAAUACAGCUUGCUCAUAAGCAACCCCCAACUCCAGAGUUGGCACAAGUGGAGUGGCGUGUCCUUGGCUGAUCUUCUGGCGCCCUUCCGAGUGCCCUUGCUCCUUCAAAGAUGGCAAACCAGUGACCACAGGAAGUGCCCCGUUCACAGGAAAGCCUGAAACAGAUCUCGGCCAAGUAGAAAGCAUCCUCGUCUAAACUGGUUUGUAUUUUUCUCUCCCUUGAAUCUUCAAAUGAGAAUUCAUCAGUGAGUCAAAGAGAUGCUAAAAAUAGCCGGCUACAGAAUGCAGAGUGAGGCACAUCACGCCAUCUCGCUCGCCCGCUCGCCCUGCCCAGCCUUCUUCAGUGUGGCCUUCCAGGGCGUCUCCUUUUCAUUAGUCAAAAUGUGAAACACUUCAGGUACACAAAAGCAUUAAUGUUUAAAACCAAUUAUGUAGCUAUUACUGAAAUCUCUGCAUUAAAUCUUACUUAAAAAUGGUCUCCUAGCCAGCCCUGCUAGAGCGCACUCCUUUAAUCCCAACACAUGGGAGGCAGAGGCAGGGGGAUCUCUGUGAGUUCUAGGGUAGCCAGGACUACAUGGUGAGACAUGUCUCAAAGCAAAGAACAAUGACACGAGUUUACUGGCACACUCCCUCUACUUCUAAUCACGACCUUCAUUAGGGUUUCUGAUGGCAAGAGUACAACUCGUUAACAAACAAUGAAUGAAUUAAAAGAAAGCCGCUCCCCACUGGGCUCCCCACUGCAAACUCAUCUUUAUUAAUAACAGCUCACAUCUGAAUCCAGAGGACCACUGACGAAAGGCCUUCACAUAAAUCAUCUUAUUUAAUCCACAACAUUGAGACCAGCAAGGUAAGUCAUUUUUUUUACUCUUUUAAUGUGUAUAAGUGUGUGCACCUAUAUAAACUUCUGUCCAUAUGUGUAUGACCUGUGGAGACCAGAAGUGGGCAGUGGACCCCCUAGAGGGGAGUUAGGUCACUGUGCGCCUCCAGAUGUGAGUGCUGAGACGCAAACGCUGACCUUCUAGAAGCACGCUUGCCGCUCUUAGCCACUGAGCCAUUUCUCCACGCCCGCAAAUUGCUUUUAUAUAUUAAACGAACAAGAGCCUGAGCUAAAGAGAGAAAAAUCCAAACUAAAAAGCCAUGCCUCAAGGACUGGGAGUAUAUAGCUUAGUGGUAGAUAGAACCCUACAUCAAGGGGGCACGGAAGCGUGCCCAGCCACAAAGUCAGUCGGCCUGGCUCUGAGUCCCAUUCUCUUCCUCAGGACCACCUCACCCAGAAGGACCACCCCUCCCAAUAACUGCAAAGAUCUCUGAACCUGUGGGACACUCAACACAAACUGCCUUACACCUUCGAAGUGCACACUAACGAAACGCACGCGGCUAAACGACUCCUCAAUACCCCAUAGGUGCCAAAAUCCUCAUCUUGAAUUAUGAGCCCCAAGCCCACUGUCUGACCUUCCCUCCUUCAGCCUCUAUGAGGAGCUGCUGAGCCUCUGUUAUUGGCCAGAGAGAGAGGGGGGCUGGUUGUUGUUGUUGUUGUUGCUGUUGUUGUUGUUGUCGUUGUUUUAAUUGCUGCUAGCCGGAACUCUGCAUUGCCACAGCUGCCUGGGGAGGAAGACAAAUGUAACAGCAGCCCCAAUAGCUAUCUACCAUCACCUUCUUAAGAUGCUGACCUCUGCUCCAAGCUCCUGCUUCCAAACGGGACAGAUGCCCUGACCUAAAAUAUGUCCAACAUCCCCCCCACCCCCCAACACUGAAACUAAGGCUCAGCCUGGUCAUGGGAUUACCGUUUAUUGUCACUAGAUGUGUGGACUCUUAAGUUUUGACCAAGGAAAAUCAUGAGAAUUAUUACAUAAAUAAACGAGCUGAAAUACUUCUGAAACCUACACUGGUAUUAAAUGAAAGCAGAGAAGCCUGGGGAACAUGACGGGGCGAUUCAUUUUUCCAUAAUUACCAUGACAAUUUUUACUAUUCUAGAACCAGACUCUGUAUCACAGCUAGUUGUAACACUAAGUCUGAUACAAAGGUUCCGUGUGUAAAUUCCCUAGGGGGAAGUAUAAUCAUGGCUAUCAUAACAAAUACAUCUAUGAACGUCUACCGAGCAGAAGCUAUUCAAAUGAGAUGGGCUGCUUUACACACAGCCCCACCCACUCUCCAAGCCUCUGGUCUGAACCAUAUAAAGCGGUCAGAGCUAAGGGGGCUACGUUCACCAGAGGCUGUGGCCAUAGCAACAGGAAAGUAACUAGCACAGAAAACUGGUGCCUGCUCUGGUGUCUUAGCUGUGGUGCCCGAGCCUUAGGAACUGGUUUGCUAGAGGGAUGUGGAAGAGUCUGGAACUUUGGAUAUUAUAAACAGAGGUUCCUGGGCCAUUCUGGUGGGAACACUGGCAACCUGAAGGCUGAAAUAAGUGUGGACGGUGAGGGUCUGGUUCAUGAGGUGUGGAAGAGAGCAAGACUCGACCGGGAGCUCCCCUAGGACGCUCCUGUUACACUCUGGAAUGUUACAUUCAGCAUCGACGUCUCGACGGACGCUGAACUCAAAGGUAAUGGACUAAUUUGUUUUAACACGGGAUGGCAUUUGGGCUGUGUCAGUUACUGCUCACUGCCAUCACCCAGGUCUACAGUGAGCCAGAAACGUAAUGAAGAUGUGCAGCGUGUCCAGGAGAAGGAGCCUGAGCAAGUUGGAAGGCAGCUGCGAUUACUAACGAGAGAGAGAGCUAAGUCAUUAAAGAGGAACCACAGGCCUUCUGCACUGGCUUUCUGCACAGGACCUCACCCACUGGAGGUACCACCUACUGAAUAUGCAAAUUCAUCCGAAAACACGGGGCCACCCAAGGAGCUCCCUGCUUGAAAACAAUCACCUAGGGAACUGUUUCUCCAGGGUCAGGUGUAGAAAUUGUUGUAACUGUGGUCCAAGGGAACUGGAGUCCAUCCCAAAUUAGCAUCCCUUGGCAAUGCCCAUCAUAUGGUACUAUUUUUGCAGGCAUAAAAUAUGCAAGAGGGCGGGAGCUGAGGCUUACCGUGCAGACAUGGCCAAGUCCAAGAACCACACCACACACAACCGGUCCCGCAAAUGGCACAGAAAUGGCAUCAAGAAAACCCGGUCACAAAGAUACGAAUCUCUCAAGGGGGUCGACCCCAAGUUCCUGAGGAACAUGCACUUUGCCAAGAAGCGCAACAAGAAAGGCCUGAAGAAGAUGCAGGCCAACAAUGCCAAGGCAGCGAGUGCACGUGCAGAGGCCAUCAAGGCCCUCGGGAAGCCUCAGGCCAUCAAGCCCAAGAUGCCAAAGGGCUCCAGCCGCAAACUCAGCUGUCUGGCUUUCAUCGCUCACCCCAAGCUUGGGAAGAUUCGAAGCUAUGCGGCCAAGGGUCAGAGGCUCUGCCAACCAAAGCCCAAGGUUCAAACCAAGGCAGAGGCCAAAGCUCCAGCUGAGGCCCAGGCUUCAGCUCCAGCCCAGGCUCCCAAGGGUGCCCAGGCCCCUGUGAAAGCUCCAUAGAAAAGGCGCCUGCCAGUGUGAAGACAGACGACUGCUGUGACACACCCACCUACACACUAUUUGCAGAUGACCAAAGUCUUAUGCUGUUUUUACAAAUAAACUUGAGACAAGAAAAAAAAUAUAUGCAAGAGCAAGGCAGGAGGCAUGAAGUCUUGUGCCAAGGAUCCACAGAGACACCGAGGCUAGGCAGUAUGCGGCAGGGUCC